UUAAGAUACAACGUCCAAUUCAGGAAAUCGAUUUUUGAUGUGGAACCAAUUCAGGACGGCUGGAGCUUAAACCUUGUCUUCAACAUAGUUGUUUUCACCAGAAAAACGCAACAGUACUAUGGAAGCUAUUCCUCUUCUCAGAGCUCUCAAACCCUUCAAACUCACUGAAUCUAUUUGCGUUCGAUGCUAUUCUUAUUCCCCAGCUACCAACAUUCACACCGGAGGAAGAAAGAUGGUGAAGAGAGCAUAUGAUGGAGUGUUGUUGGAUGCUGCUGGUACACUCUUGCAGUUGGGGAAUCCAGUUGAAGAGACUUAUGCUGCUAUUGGCAAAAAAUAUGGUCUUACCACCACACCAGCUGAGAUAAAGCAAGGCUUCAAAAGAGCUUUUUCUGCCUCAUGGCCCGAGGACCUACGGUAUAAGGGAGAUGGAAGGCCGUUUUGGAAGCUCAUCGUUUCUGAAGCAACUGGUUGUGAUGAUGACAGUUACUUUGAAGAAGUUUAUCAGCACUAUGCGAAUGGUGAUGCUUGGCGUCUUCCAGCCGGAGCCUCUGAUACUUUAUCGAUUCUGAAAGACGCUGGAGUCAAGCUGGCAGUUGUGUCCAAUUUUGACACACGUUUGCGGAAACUAUUGAAAGAUCUCAAUGUGGUAGAUCUGUUUGAUGCUGUGAUAGUAUCUGCAGAGGUUGGAUACGAGAAACCAGACGUAAAGAUAUUUGGAGCGGCUUUAGAUCAGAUCUGUGUAGAGAAGGCGAAGGCAGUUCAUGUUGGCGACGAUCCGGAGGCUGAUAAAGAAGGCGCUAAUGCUGCUGGGAUAGACUGCUGGCUAUGGGGUACAGAUGUCAAGUCUUUUGCUGAUAUACAGAGCCGCGUUCUCAUCAAGCCAUAACUGCUAAACUCCUUGCCAUUCAACCUCAGCUGUUCAUCUCCUUCCUAUGUUAUUUCUGUUUUUAAGAUCCCGUUGUUGCUUGGAUAUCUGGCUUUGAUUCCAAUCUGUGUCGCAUGAAGUGUGGAAGCAUUUAUUCCAAUUUGCGCCACAGGAGCUCGUUUUCAACCAUAUAGUAUCAUAGUAUGAUGAUUGUGGGGGCUUCAGCUUAAACCUUUUGUCCUUGGAACACAAAUUUUGUUCAAGUGAACUACAUUCAAGACUAGAUAAAUAAAUGAUAACUCAAUCCAAGAGGUCGAGGUCUGCUAUAAAUUGCAUAUCUCCUUUGCCAAAA
Molecule: messenger RNA, 1217 nt
Organism: Ipomoea triloba (trilobed morning glory)
Lineage: Eukaryota; Viridiplantae; Streptophyta; Magnoliopsida; Solanales; Convolvulaceae
Product: haloacid dehalogenase-like hydrolase domain-containing protein 3
Exons: 10
Coding region: 119-886 (255 amino acids)
Source: RefSeq, a predicted model, not a curated record